Messenger RNA from Drosophila innubila, 1560 nucleotides. RefSeq names its product dihydroceramide fatty acyl 2-hydroxylase FAH2 (gene Fa2h). Gene Ontology annotation, molecular function: iron ion binding; heme binding; fatty acid 2-hydroxylase activity. The transcript is spliced from 4 exons. The coding region runs from base 316 to 1386 and encodes 356 amino acids. Gene Ontology annotation, biological process: lipid biosynthetic process; fatty acid metabolic process. NCBI's taxonomy places the organism in Eukaryota, Metazoa, Arthropoda, Insecta, Diptera, Drosophilidae. Gene Ontology annotation, cellular component: membrane; endoplasmic reticulum. The record is from RefSeq and is a predicted model, not a curated record.
GGAUUUCAAUUUCAAUUUCAGUUGCGAGUUGCGUUGCGUUCUGUGCGGUUUGUUGGUCGUUCGUGUCGUCACAUUGCGUAUACGACGCGUGUAGCCUUUUGCCAGAUGAAGUUUGAGUGUAACCGGAAAACUGAAUACAUUUUAUAGAUAUAUAAAUAAUAUCUUAAUGUCGUUGCGAUUUUGUUAAUCAUUUUGUCUGUCGCUCAAAUUUACAUUGUCUUCGUUUUUGGUUGACUUUGAUAAGUCCACGGCGUGAUUUGGUUCUGGUCACUCGCAGAGUUAGCUGUUGCAGUUCAGAAUAAAUAGUUGAACAAAAUGGAUGCAGUAAAGGAAAUGGAGCAAAGUAAUAAAUUUAUAGUCAAGUAUCGUCAGCAGUACUACGAUCUGUCCAAGUUUAUGCACAAGCAUCCGGGAGGCAUUACAACUCUCAAGGGACUCAAUGAGACAGAUAUGACAGCCCGCUUCAUGAAGGCACCGCCACAUUCCGAUGCAGCAAUGUAUUUGAUGAGGGAAUACAAGGUUGCCCCAUCGGAAUAUGAAAACCAUAAAAAGACGAGGGAGCAACGUCCGCCCAAAACAACGGAGAAUGGUGUUGAAUUGCUUCAACAUCCAAAAGUGGCAGAAGACAGUAACAACAAUCACACAGAUGAAAGCAUGGAGCACCUUGUGGACUGGUCAAAAGCAAUGUUGCCCCAAAUUGCCAACAUAACAAAAUACUACGACGAAUGGGUGCAUAAACCAGUGGAUAGGCCGCUGCGCUUGUUUGGACCUUGGUAUUUGGAAAUGUGCACAAAGACACCAUGGUGGGUUGUACCCUUGUUUUGGAUACCCGUUAUCGUUGGAUUCAUGUUGCCGGAGUUUCAAGCAAAGGCGCAUAACAUAAAUGAUAUCGCAUUACUUUCCGGUCACAUACUGUUUGGCGUGCUCUUUUGGACUCUGCUGGAAUACGUACUGCAUCGUUGGGUAUUCCACGUAAAGCUGACAAGCAACAGUCCACCUUGGCUGUGCACAUUUCACUUUAUGAUACACGGCUUACACCACAAGGUUCCCUUUGAUCCAAUGCGUCUUGUUUUCCCUCCAUUGCCAGGAGUUGUUAUUGCUGUCGUUAUUUAUACGCCGCUCAGUUUAAUUUUGCAAAAUAACCACCCACGUUUGGUUCUUUCGGGUGCUUUAUUAGGCUAUUUAUGUUAUGAUAUGAUACAUUAUUAUUUGCAUUAUGGCAAUCCAUCGGCAAAUCAUCAUCUGUACCACAUGAAGCGCUAUCAUUAUCAGCAUCACUUUGCGCAUCAAGAUCUCGGGUAUGGCAUUAGUAGUCCCCUGUGGGAUAUUAUCUUUAAGACGCGUAUACAUUUACGCAAGUUAAGAUUCCAGCUUCGGUGGUCUUAAUACUUUUGCGACAUUUUGCUAAAUAAGAACAAAUUCCUAAUUUAAGACUUAAUUAUAAGAUGACAUUGUUUUAAAUAUGUAUUUUUGUGAAAGAAACGUAACAAAUGGUGAUACAAACAGAAACAUACUUACAUAUGUACGAGUAAAUAAAUUAAUGUUUUAUAAGCAUGUUUA